AUGCCAUCAGCAACAAAGGCAGAGUAUGUGGAGGGUGGAGGUGUGGUGGGUGAGGGGGAGUGUGGUGGCAUUGUGAGCCAGUUGGAGGCCUCUGGGCUGGGUAGAGAGCGACAUGCACACUCCUGUCUGAAGGUCCCCAGGGAGCUUGUGAGGAGCUUCCCUCACUCCAAACGGGUGGGCUCCUAUCUGGUGGGGAAGAUGAUCAACAAGGGCUCCUUCGCUAAGGUCAUGGAGGGGCUACACAUCAGCACAGGAGAGAAGGUGGCCAUCAAGGUGAUUGAUAAGAAGAAGGCGAGGCAGGACUCAUACGUUCUAAAGAAUAUGAAGAGAGAACCUCGUAUUCACCAGAUGGUCAGACAUCCUCAUAUAGUAAUUCUACUGGAGACCCUGGAGACAGAGAACAGUUACUACAUGGCGAUGGAGCUGUGUGUUGGAGGAGAUCUGAUGGACCGAAUCUGUGAGAAGAAACGUCUGGAGGAGAGAGAAGUCAGGAGAUACACACGACAGAUCCUCUCAGCUGUGGAGCACCUACACACACACUGCAUCAUACACAGGGAUCUGAAGAUUGAGAACUUCCUCCUGGAUGAACACAACAACAUCAAGAUUGUUGACUUCGGUCUCAGCAACACUCUGAAGGUAGAGUCUGCUGAGCUGCUGAACACCCAGUGUGGAAGCCCAGCCUAUGCCGCGCCCGAGCUGCUCGCCCACAGCAAGUAUGGACCCAAGGUCGACGUCUGGUCCGUGGGGGUCAGUAUGUUUGCCAUGCUGACCGGGACGUUGCCUUUCACUGUUGAGCCGUUCAACAUCAAACAGCUGCAUCAGAAGAUGGUCAAUGGAGAGAUAGGAACCAUACCCAAUGAUAUCAGCAAAGGUGCAGUAGGUUUCGUCCUGUCCCUGUUGGAACCAGAACCUUCUAAACGGCCGACAAUCAGAUCAGCUAUGGAGGAGAAAUGGAUCAAUGAGGGCUACACCAGAAAACCUUUACACACACUCACACACAGGAACAGGCUGCGUCCUGAGGAUCUCAACCAAUCCGUGCUGUCCUACAUGACAGAGUCUCUGGGUUACAGUCUGAGUGAUGUCACCACCAUGCUGACCAAUAACAGGCCUUCUGCCAUCCUGGCCUCCUAUCAGCUGCUGCUCAGAAAACUGACCCGCGGAGAGAAAGGGGCCAGGGGCAUCAAGGUCUAUACACACCCCAUCUCCGUGUUUUGUGGUCGAGUCUCUGAGAUCUGUGUUCUAAUCUAUGUGUUCCAGUCUCUGUGUUUUAAUCUUCUUUGUUCUCUGUGUUCUGUGUCCGUCUCUGUGUUCUGUGUCCAGUCUCUGUGUUCUGUGUCCAGUCUCUUGUUCCAGUCUCUGUGUUCAGUGUUACAGUCUCUGUGUUCAGUGUUCCAGUCUCCGUGUUCAGUGUUCCAGUCUCUGUGUUCAGUGUUCCAGUCUCUGUGUUCAGUGUUCCAGUCUCCGUGUUCAGUGUUCCGUCUCUGUGUUCAGUGUCCCAGUCUCUGUGUUAUAGUCUAUGCGUUCUGUGUUCAGUCUCUGUUCUACGUGAUCCAGUCUCUGUGUUCUGUGUUCCAGCCUCUGUGUUCUGGUCUCUUCUACGUGAUUCAGUCUCUGUGUUCUGUGUUCCAGCCUCUGUGUUCUGGUCUCUGUGUCUAUGUGAUCCAGUCUCUGUGUUCUGUGUUCCAGCCUCUGUGUUCUGGUCUCUAUGCCUCUGUGUUCUGUGUUCCAGUCUCUGUGUUCGGGGACAGAGAGCUGGUCCAUCUCGCACCUCCUAAAAGCUCUGCCUCCAAGCUGUGUGACUCCGCCCCCCUGCCACGCCUGUUGGAACCAACCAGAGAAGUCCAGGUCCGUCCAGUCCGUCCACCACAUGAGCUCAGAACCACACACUCCGAUGGGGCGGAACUCGACAACAGCCACCUCCACGACGACGAUGACAGUUGUCACGAUGACCACGUUCACCCUCAUCGCCUUGGCAACAAUGACCGGUUAAAGAAGCUGCAGAUGUUCUACUCCUCGGAGACGAAGGGUGGAGUUUCUCCCAGAAUGAUCCUGGAGACCACGGAGGCUCGCCCCUCGGACAGAGAACACUUGGCAGGCGCCAUGGAAAUGGCACAAACUGCCCCGCCCCCUCUCCCCCAGCUACGGAAUGCUGGGCUGAAGGAGGGAGGUGGGGGAGGAAGGGGGGGGAAGUUCACAUGGGUGGGCCACGUGGUACGGCCGCAGGGCACCACAGGGCUGCUGGUCAACGGGACCAAACCCCCGGCCUUCCCCUCCCAUAGACAGCACGCUCUGGUCAUCAAGAGCCUUCGCCAGGAGAGGGCGAGGAGAGGAGGAGGGGGAAGAGGAGGAGGAGGGAUGAGAGGAGGAGUGCAGCGUAACUCUGUUCAGCUGCGUCAGUCCUUACAGCGUCGAGUAGCUGACCUGAACCUCCCUCUGCUCCCAGCAGCCCCGCAGAGACCAUAUUGACCUAUUGACCUAAGACACUAACCCUAUUGAAAUACAGAGACCCUACUGACCUACAGAGACCCUACUGACCUAUUGACCUAAGACACUAACCCUAUUGAAAUACAGAGACCCUACGGACUACUGAGACCCUACGGACUACUGAGACCCUACUGACCUACAGAGACCCUACUGACCUACUGACCUACAGAGACCCUACUGACCUACUGACCUACAGAGACCCUACUGACCUACAGAGACCCUACUGACCUACAGAGACCCUACUGACCUACUGACCUACAGAGACCCUACUGACCUACAGAGACCCUACUGACCUACUGACCUACAGAGACCCUACUGACCUACAGAGACCCUACUGACCUACAGAGACCCUACUGACCUACUGACCUACUGACCUAGAGACCCUACUGACCUACAGAGACCCUACUGACCUAGAGACCCUACUGACCCAGAGACCCGACUGACCCAGAGACCCGACUGACCUACAGAGAACCUACUGACCUACAGAGACCCUACUGACCUACAGAGACCCUACUGACCCAGAGACCCUACUGACCCAGAGACCCUACUGACCUAGAGACCCUACUGACCUACAGAGAACCUACUGACCUACAGAGACCCUACUGACCUACAGAGACCCUACUGACCCAGAGACCCUACUGACACAGAGACCCUACUGACCUAGAGACCCUACUGACCUACAGAGACCCUACUGACCUAGAGACCCUACUGACCUACAGAGACCCUACUGACCUACAGAGACCCUACUGACCUACAGAGACCCUACUGACCUAGAGACCCUACUGACCUAGAGACCCUACUGACCUAGAGACCCUACUGACCUACAGAGAACCUACUGACCUACAGAGACCCUACUGACCUACAGAGACCCUACUGACCUACAGAGACCCUACUGACCUAGAGACCCUACUGACCUACAGAGACCCUACUGACCUACAGAGACCCUAC
Molecule: messenger RNA, 3432 nt
Organism: Oncorhynchus nerka (sockeye salmon)
Lineage: Eukaryota; Metazoa; Chordata; Actinopteri; Salmoniformes; Salmonidae
Exons: 17
Coding region: 1-2466 (821 amino acids)
Biological process (GO): intracellular signal transduction; protein phosphorylation
Cellular component (GO): cytoplasm
Molecular function (GO): ATP binding; protein serine/threonine kinase activity
Source: RefSeq, a predicted model, not a curated record